This is a messenger RNA of Penicillium nucicola, 1650 nucleotides long. Its product is annotated as putative amino acid transporter. Gene Ontology annotation, biological process: amino acid transmembrane transport. The record is from RefSeq and is a predicted model, not a curated record. Gene Ontology annotation, cellular component: membrane. Lineage: Eukaryota; Fungi; Ascomycota; Eurotiomycetes; Eurotiales; Aspergillaceae. Gene Ontology annotation, molecular function: amino acid transmembrane transporter activity. The transcript has 3 exons. The coding region runs from base 1 to 1650 and encodes 549 amino acids.
AUGUCAGACCCAUCAUUUCAAAAGUCUGUUGGCGAGACCAAGAAUGGUCAGGACAAAAGCACCGAUGAGACAAUCAUAGGAGAGGUUUACGAUGUGGUCGACCAUGGCGCGGAUUCUGGGCUCAAACGCCAGCUAGGAUCCCGACAUAUCAGCAUGAUCGGUCUUGCCUCGUCCAUUGGCAUGGGCCUUUGGCUGGGAUCUGGAACUUCGUUGAAGAAUGCUGGUCCGGCUGGCAUUUUCUUGGGGUAUUUGCUGUCCGGAACCAUCAUUUGGAGUGUCAGUCACAGUAUCGGAGAAAUGGCCAUCAUGUAUCCUCUUCCUAGUGCUUUCGUACAAUGGACCAAUACAUUCGUCGACGAAUCCGCCGGCUUCGCACUGGGAUGGGCAUACUGGUUUUCUUACUGGAUCACCAUCGCGAACGAGGUACAAGGAGCCAUCACUGUUCUCGGGUUCUGGACAAGUGCCGUUCCCACCGCUGCUUUGAUCACUAUCUUCUGGCUCGUCAUCGUCUUGAUGAACGUUGGAGCGGUCAAAUGGUUUGCAGAGAUUGAAGUCGUGGCUGCCGCCAUCAAGUUUGGUUUUAUCUUUGUUGUGAUCAUCUCCGGAAUCGUUCUGUCCGCUGGUGGUGGCCCCUUGGGGGGUUAUCCAGCGAGACCACACGGCACCAUUGGCUUCCAAUUUUGGAACGAGAUGGCUUUCAUCAAUGGAUUCAAGGGAUUCAUCUCGGUCAUGCCUACAUGUAUCUUCGCUCUGUCUGGAUCCGAAAAUGCCGGACUUGUCGCGGCAGAAACCAGCAAUCCCCGGCGGUCUGUUCCCAAGGCCGUCAAGUCAAUGUGGAUUCGAUUGAGCUUGUUCUACAUCCUAGGAAGUUUGAUCGUUACUAUUAACGUCAGUCCGAAGGAUGAAAAUCUCUUCGGUGGCUCUGGUACAAAUGCCAGUCCCUUCGUUAUCAUGUACAGGAACGCUGGCGUGGCUCCGCUGGCUCACAUUAUGAACGCUGUCAUUCUGGUAUCCGUUCUGUCCACCGGUGGAAUUUCUGGAUACGCCGGAUCUAGGGUACUAGUUGGUCUUGCACAGCUGCGAAUGGGCCCCAAGAUUUUGCAAAAGACAGAUAGUUGGGGUCGUCCCUGGUGGGGUCUUGCACCUACCUUGAUCAUUGGAGGAGGUCUUGCCUACUUGAAUGUCAGCAACAGCGGUGCUAACGUGUUCGGUUGGUUCUCCAACCUAACCUCCCUCUUCACUCUUUUCGGAUGGGGCAUGAUCUGCCUGUCUCAUAUCCGUAUGCGAGCUGCAUGGAAGGCCCAAGGCCGCUCCGUAGAGGACCUGCCAUGGAAGUCAUGGGCUUUCCCUUGGGCUGCAUAUUGGGGACUAUUCUGGUGUGUGGCUCUGAUCAUCAUCGAGUUCUACCUGGCUGUGUCUCCUUUAGGCGACUCACCUAGUGCCAAGAACUUCUUCGCCAAUUACCUCUCUGUGGUAGCCAUUGUGAUUCUCUAUAUUGGUGCAAAGAUCUACUACCGCGGGAGAAGAUGGAAGGCCCUGAAAGAUAUCAACCUUGAUUCUACAAGGAGAUUUUAUGCUCCUCGAGAUGAGGAGGGAUCUGAGAAGAAGAGCUUCGUUAAGAAGUUGUUCAAACUUCCAACCAAGAACUGA